CCGGAAGUGCCGCAUUUCCCUGCGGCAGGUGGGCACGCUGCAGAGGAUCGUGUGAAAGACCGGCGAAUGGAACGGGCGGCUGGACAGGCGCAUGUUCUCAUCCCGGUGCUUUGGCAUGAGUUUUUUUAAAUAGGCAUAUCAGUGUUUUAUGCUAGCUAAAAGUGUUGUGAGUGUACUCCGUGCCACUUCUCCGGUUUGUUUAUAAAUAAUUUAGGGGGGGUUCCGAAGCUUGACGUUAAAAUUGCAGCCCUCGCAGCUGGUAUCAACGCUUAGUUACUUGUCAAUAAGCGCGGAGCCCUAGUCACGCUUGACGAUGUCGUAUGCAUUAGUAAUGUGAGGUUACCCGUAUCCAAGAAGCGAAGACGGCAAGGACACUCCUCGGGACGGUCGCCAUGUGUGUACCGGUCGACCCUCGGUCGAUAACAUAGCCAGUUGCGGUGCAGCAUCGGGAUGCGGUCGGAGGUGGAAUACAGCCCAGUGGGCGAGGGACUGGGAAUGAGGGAGUACUGGCUGUAUGUGUGGAUGCGCCGGGUUGCAGUGAUCGCAGCGCACGUUAUCGCCUUGGGACUUACCAUUCUUAUGUCUCUGCUGUCCCGACCAGGAACAAGUCUUUUCUCCUGGCAUCCCGUGUGUAUGUCUGCAGCAUUCUGCCUGUGUAUGACCGAGGGGAUCCUUCUGUUCUCCACUGAGUGCACCCCCUUCUGCUUCAAGUCCCGGCAGGCCAAGGUGCGAAUGCACUGGUUCCUGCAGGCCCUGGUGCUGGCGGGCGGGGCCGGCGGCCUAGCCUUCAUGGUGGCCAGUAAAUCUCUGUCGGAGCGCCCCCACUUGACCACCUGGCACGGCUGGCUGGGUGCGAGUACGCUGGCGGCCACCGUGCUCCAGGCGGGCUGUGGAGUGGGGCUGCUCUUGUCGCCGCGUCUGCGCCUGGGAACCGCCGUCUCCCGCCUGCGGCUCUACCACGCCACCUGCGGGUUGCUGGCCUACCUGCUGUCGACGGGCACCGUGGUGCUGGCCGUCUGUAGCGACUGGUUCCAGGCCACCGUGCGCGGGCCGCCCUGGUACGUCUUCCUGCUGCUGCCGUUCUUCCCGGCCCUGGUGGUGAUGAACCAGAUCACCAGUGCUUACCUGCCCAAGAAGAAGCUCUCUUCCUGAUCUCACCCCCCCCCCCCCCCAGAGUGAGGAGGUGUGGACAGGCACAUUCAUCUUCAGGUCUGAACGAACUUUUUAUGCAAUAGAACAGCUCACUGCCACUUUGGUGGGGCUGUUCCACCCGGGACUUGAGGAGAUCCUGCCCCCCCAGAUGAAACAUCAAAAUUGUAUGGAAUGACUGGAAAGAAGCAGGUUUGGCGUUGUAGUCAAAAAUGUUCAGAGAACGAGAGGGCUAUAGACGGGUCCCAGUGCCUGUACUCGUGCAGCGAGAGGCUUGAUCUGCUGCCGUUACAUGGGGUGGGGGGGCGGAUCAGUCUCACGAUGCUGUAAAUGUCUCAGUCCCUGAUGCAUGGGCCUGGUUCCCCCUCACAUUAGAUGACGUGAUGUUGAGAUCUUGCUGCUGAUGUUUCUGUAGCCCAUACUGUCGAUGGACGUUUGAGGGGCAUUUUUAGCGCUGAGCGAGACCAACUAAACCGUUCAGCUAAUCCCUGCGGACAGUCCUGACAAAGCCUCUCAGAAACCAUAUACGCUGUAGGCAGCUGUGCUGUUCUGUUGAUUUUUACUCCAGUGUGAAAUAUUGGAAUCUGCCAUCCUUUCAAUUUAAAGAAUCCCGCUGCCCUGUGAGCAUGUGUCUCCCCCCCCCCCCCCACACACACACACACACAACCCCGGGAACAAGGCCAUGCUGCAGAAAAGCUAUUUUUAAACAUUUUAUUGGAGGACUCCUGCGUGUGCCGUGGCGGAAACAAUGCCAAGGCUGUGUGACGGGGAAACAAAGGGGUUCGCAAUUUUUUUAAGCCACAAAGUAUCAAGAUAUAAUGAAGCACAUGUACUGAGGUCCUGAUGCAAAAUCUCGUUUUAUUGUAUUAAGUCCUAUAUUUUUAGCUCCUGGGAUCUUUACCAGUGGCUGCUGUGUGUGUGUGUGUGUGUGUGUGUGUGUACAUAUAUAAAUAUCAGUUGGAUUACAGUGUUUGUGUGUGUGCUGUUUAGUCCUGUGUAAUACUUUUUCUGAAAUUAACCUGAUCAAAGAUGCAGUGAGUUAUCUCUAGGCCUGUUAAGAGUGUGGUUUUAGGUUUAUUCUAUAUAUCCUGUACAUCUGACUCCAGGAAUGUACCAAAACAUCCAUCGAGCCAGGGAACAAAGUUUUCUUUCUCUUUUUUUUUUUUGUUAAACAGUGUGGCUUUAGGGAGAGACAGGGAAACUGGAUUUCGGCAGGGACGGAAGGCAGGAGUGGGACAGUCUACAGGCCUUUCCAGCACAGUAUGGGUUCAAAUGAUGUAUUUCCAUGGCAACAGUGAGAGUGAGUAGUUGGAGCAUU
Paramormyrops kingsleyae is the source of this 2467-nucleotide messenger RNA. Lineage: Eukaryota; Metazoa; Chordata; Actinopteri; Osteoglossiformes; Mormyridae. The record is from RefSeq and is a predicted model, not a curated record.